This is a messenger RNA of Juglans microcarpa x Juglans regia, 543 nucleotides long. RefSeq lists its product as uncharacterized. The record is from RefSeq and is a predicted model, not a curated record. Lineage: Eukaryota; Viridiplantae; Streptophyta; Magnoliopsida; Fagales; Juglandaceae. Bases 1 to 543 code for a protein of 180 amino acids. The transcript has 3 exons.
AUGGACUUAGAAAAAGCCGGUAUUGAGGUCAUCACUAGUGACACAGAUACUUUCAUGGCUAGUUUGAUAGUUCAACCAGCCUUGAUAGAUAAAAUCAAAGCUGCUCAGAAAGUGGACUCAGGGUUGGUGAAGCUAGUGGAAGAAGUCGGGAACAGGGACAAACUUGAUUUUAGCAUUUCCGAGGAUGGAGUUUUGAGGUUUAGAGAUAGAUUAUGCGUACCAGCUAAUGAUGAACUAAAAAGGGUAAUUUUUGAAGAAGCACACCGUUCUUUGUACACAGUUCACCCAGGGAGUACCAAGAUGUAUCGAGACUUAAGAGAGUCUUUUUGGUGGAAUGGCCUACCAAGGGCAUUGAGUGGACAAGAUGCCAUAUGGGUGAUCGUGGAUCGCUUAACGAAGACUGCUCGUUUUGUGCCCAUUAAAGUUUCUUAUAAACUGGAGAAACUAGCUAAGCUUUAUGUGCGGGAGAUAGUGAGAUGGGCAAUCAGAAAGGACUAUUCAGAUCUUAGAAGACAUGUUGAGGGCAUGUGUGAUGGAUUUUAA